This is a messenger RNA of Mycosarcoma maydis (corn smut), 1296 nucleotides long. RefSeq names its product putative cell division control protein CDC3. Gene Ontology annotation, biological process: cytoskeleton-dependent cytokinesis. The record is from RefSeq and is a predicted model, not a curated record. The coding region runs from base 1 to 1296 and encodes 431 amino acids. NCBI's taxonomy places the organism in Eukaryota, Fungi, Basidiomycota, Ustilaginomycetes, Ustilaginales. Gene Ontology annotation, molecular function: molecular adaptor activity; GTP binding; GTPase activity. The transcript is spliced from 3 exons. Gene Ontology annotation, cellular component: septin ring; cell division site; septin complex.
AUGAACGGAGGUUCUCACGACGUGGAUGCGGCAGCACCCGCACAGACCGGCAGUGCUGCGGGUGCCAUUGCUGCUGGUCGCAAGAAGCUCAUGGGCUAUGUCGGUUUCGCCAACCUCCCCAAUCAGGUGCACCGAAAAAGUGUGCGCAAAGGCUUCAACUUUACUGCUAUGGUCGUCGGAGAGUCGGGUCUCGGCAAGUCGACACUCAUCAACACGCUGUUCAACACCACACUCUACCCUCGCAAGGAGGUGCCACCUCCUCACCAGGAACGUCCAAAGACGGUGGCUAUCGAGUCGAUUAGCUCGGAUAUUGAAGAGAACGGUGUUCGCUUGAGGCUCAACGUCGUCGACACUCCAGGUUUUGGCGACUUUAUCAACAAUGACGAGAGCUGGAAGCCGAUCGUUGAAAACAUCGAAUCGCGCUUCGACAACUACCUCGAACAGGAGAACCGUGUGAACCGCAACAAGCUACAGGACAACCGUGUUCAUGCCUGCAUCUACUUUGUGCAGCCCACCGGCCACAGUCUGCGACCCAUCGACAUUGAGUUCAUGCGACGAUUGCACCAAAAAGUCAAUCUGAUCCCCGUCAUCGCCAAGUCGGACACGCUGACCGACGAGGAGAUUGUCUCGUUCAAGCAGAGGAUCCUCAACGAUAUUGCACACCACAAGAUUGAAAUCUUCCACGCACCCAUUUACGAGAUGGAAGACGAGGAGACGCUUCUGGAAAUCCAAGAGAUCUCGAGCAAGGUGCCUUUCGCCGUGGUGGGCUCCAAUACCGAGAUUGACACGCCCGAUGGACGACGCGUACGCGGCCGAGCUUACCCUUGGGGUGUGAUUGAGGUGGACAACGAAGAGCACUGCGACUUUGUCAAGCUGCGACAGAUGCUCAUCCACACACACAUGGAGGAGCUCAAGGAGCAUACCAACAACGUGCUCUACGAAAAGUACCGAAGCGAGAAGCUGGUUGCCUUGGGUGUCACGCAGGACCACUCGGUGUUCAAGGAAGUCAACCCAGCAGCCAAGAUGGCCGAGGAGCGCGCUAUCCACGAGGCAAGGUUGAGGAAGAUGGAGAAUGAGAUGAAGCUCGUCUUCCAGCAAAAGGUGGCCGAGAAGGAGGCCAAGCUCAAGCAGAGCGAAGAGGAGCUCUACGCACGCCAUCGCGAGAUGCGCGAUGCGCUCGAGAAGCAGAGGCAAGAGCUCGAAGAGAAACGUCGCAGACUCGAAAGCGGCCGUCCGCUCACGCCCGAAAAGGUUUCGCAGGCGACCAAGAAGAAAGGUUUCUCACUGCGAAACUAA